ACAAUGGAGACAUCAAUUGGAGAGCACACUAGGAAAGCACAUAGGCAGCGCUGAUCUAUCCUCAUCGAUCGAUCCAUCCAUCGUGGCCGGCCACAGCCAUUAAGCCGACCCGUCCAUCCGUCGAGCGCCGUCGCCAUCGCGCGUUUAUCGCCGUCCGGUGGAUCGUGGAGGCCGCAUAAGUACCACGCCUCCAGCCGCUAGCCUGCGCCGGUAGCUUGCCAGCCAGGGAGAGAGGGAAGCAAAAACCAUGCCGUCGUCUCCGACCUCGGUCCACUGGCUGAGCCUGGUGGGGAGCGUCUGGCUGCAGACCAUCAACGGCCCCAACUCCGACUUCCCCGUCUACUCGUCGGAGCUCAAGACGGUCAAGGGCAUCUCCCAGGUGCAGCUCAACUUCCUCGCCUUCGCCUCCGACGCCGGGAAGCUCUUCGGCUGGUUCGCCGGCGUCGCCGCGCUCUACGUGCCUCUCUGGCUCGUGGCCGUCGUCGGCGCCGCCUUCGGGCUCGUGGGGUACGGCGUGCAGUUCCUGUUCCUGGACAGCCCCCGGCUCGCCUACUGGCACCUGUUCGCGCUCACCUCCCUCGCCGGCAACGGCAUCUGCUGGAUCAACACCGUCUGCUACCUCCUCUGCAUCAACAACUUCCCCUCCGACAGCCGCGUCGCCGUCAGCCUCGCCACCAGCUACCUCGGCCUCAGCGCCAAGUUCUACACCACCAUGGAAGACACGCUCAAGGGGCUCCGCUACUCCCAGGCCAAGAAGUACUCCCAGGCCAAGAAGUACCUGCUCCUCAAUGCCGUCGUGCCCAUGCUCGUCACCCUCCUCGUGGUGCCGUCGCUCCGGGUGGUGAAGCCCGGGAGCGGCAAGAGGACCGACUUCGGGUUCUUCGCCAUGUUCGCCAUCACCCUGGCCACCGGAGCGUGCGCCGUCGUGGGCAGCAUCGGGUCCAAGUCCCUCGGGGUCUCGUCCAAGGAGCACCUGAUCAGCCUCUACGUGAUGCUCGCCGUCCCGAUCCUGAUCCCGGUGGCGCUGAGGGUCCGGGAGAGCAUGGCCAAGAUACGGGCGGCGGCCAACAAGAGGGUGCACAGAGUGCACGACCUCGGCGAGAACGGCAUGUGCUGGCUCAACAAGGAGAUUGAGGUGGCCACCAACGUCAAGGAGGAGGAGGAGGUGAAGGAGGCCGGCAGCGUGGAGCAUGGAGGUCAGGAGGAGCUCGGCGGCCUCGGGCUGCUACGGAGGCUCGACUUCUGGAUGUACUUCUUCAGCUACAUGUUCAGUGGCACGCUGGGCCUGGUCUUCCUCAACAACCUGGGCCAGAUCGCCGACUCCCGCGGCCUCGGCGACCCCUCCACUCUGGUCUCCCUGUCGUCCUCCUUCGGAUUCUUCGGCCGCCUCCUUCCCGCCUUCCUGGACUACUACACCGCAAAGAGCGGCUACUCGAUAUCGAGGACGGCGUCGAUGGCGUCGCUGAUGGCGCCGAUGGCCGGGGCCUUCUUCCUGCUGAUGGACCCGAGGGACAUGCUGCUGUACACGAGCACGGCGGUGAUCGGGACGUGCACGGGCGCCAUCACGUCGGUGGCGGUGUCGGCGACGAGCGAGCUGUUCGGCACCAAGAACUUCGGGGUGAACCACAACGUGCUGGUGGCCAACAUCCCCGUCGGCUCGCUCUGCUUCGGCUACCUCGCCGGGUUCCUCUACCAGCGGGAGGCGCGCGGGGGCAACCGCUGCGUCGGCGCCGCCUGCUACCGGGACACCUUCCUGCUCUGGGGCCUCACGUGCGCCGUCGGGACGGCGCUCUGCGCCGCCCUCUACGCGCGCUCCGGCAAGAGGAGCGGCGCUAACAAAGGACCGGAAGUUUCUGGUAGCGCAGGGGUGUAGCUCUAGGCGCCACAUGAUCGAGUGAAUAAAAGAAAAGAUCUCCGUAGCUAGGUGAUGUAACAUCUUUCUUGUUUCUUCCCCUUCUUUUUUCCACUAGGGAAACAUUCUGUUUGUUUUGUUUGGUUAGUUUCUUGACUAAACUUCUCUGUAGAGGAUCUGCGAAGCUCGACGCAUGUAAAAGAACAACAGAGCACAAGCAUAUAUAUAGAACUGGAUGCUGAAAUUCACCGUUUGUUUGAAUAAAGUUACCGGUGAAUUCUCUGUUAAAA
Triticum urartu is the source of this 2142-nucleotide messenger RNA. RefSeq names its product protein NUCLEAR FUSION DEFECTIVE 4-like. Gene Ontology annotation, cellular component: membrane. The record is from RefSeq and is a predicted model, not a curated record. Lineage: Eukaryota; Viridiplantae; Streptophyta; Magnoliopsida; Poales; Poaceae.